AACAGCGUCGACGUCAACGGCAAUGCCUGCCAGUUGCUGGACAGACAGGGGCUCAAAUGCCCACUACUGUGUGUACGGGACUUUAACGACUGUCCCAGCGCCCUCAAAGCGCCGACAUGCGCGUCCAACGAGCAGCUCUGCGACGACGGCAGGUGCCACGCCAGCUGUGAUAGCAUUAUUAACCCAUGCCUAUGCAGUCUAGCGGACGCCGACGUGGCAGCUGUGUACAAGGCGUGCCCAGCGUAUGAAAACACAGUCACCGCCAGGAACUACGAUCCGAGCAUCAAGACGGAGCAGAUCAUGUUUGUGUGCGCCCAGGCGUGGGACCUUGUACCCUCCAACUCGACGGUCGACGAUGGCUCCGGGAUCGAGUCCUGGUCGUCAGAGGCCAGCAGCGAGCGACGCAUGUGGAACGACUGCCCGACGUUGCAGGAGCCAAAACUUUCUUUUAAGGAAAGCUUUUGCAUUGCCUUUUACGCUAUUAUUGGUGCAGAGGUUGUUCUCUAUUUGCUGUGGCAUGUGUACAAGAUCUUUUGCGAGCGCCAUGCGGCUGCGAUGCGCCAGGUGUGCUCGCAGCAGCCGACCCGCCUUUUGGUGCGCAAGGGUGUCGAGAACGAUAAGGUCAGCACAAUAUUGGUCUCCUCCAAAGACCAAUCGCCUAGCGGCGGUGUGCCAGUGUCUUCGGCUGUGGAUCUGCAGAGCGGCAUGAUGCUGUUGCGUGGAUUUGAUAAUAACCUUGCCGGCAUGUCUCUCUACUACCUGGCGCUGCUGUCGACGGCCGGCUGGAUUGUUUUGCUGGCGAUUAUCGUGUCGGACUACUACGGCAAGGUCAAGGGGGGCAUCGCCUACGGGCUGCUGGCCAACUCGAACACGUCCAUGGCCGUGUUUAUUUUUGUCUGGCACUUGGGUGGAAUCUGGAUGAUCACCAUGCUGGCAUGCAUGUCGAGGCUUCGCAACUACUUCCGUAUCGAGUGCCCGCUGGCACAGGCGCGCUUGGUCCAGGUCGAGGAGCGACAGGACGAGGUCAUCAUGAUGGAGGGCAGCCAGAACCACUUGACGCUCUUGGUCAACGGAAUACGCGACGCGCUGGUGAAGCACUUCAACCUCAACAUUACCACCGAGUCGUGCCCGAUCAACCGCGUGUCCGUCGGCAACGGGCACAGUGCUAGUGAGCGUGCGUUUAUCGAGUACCACUGCACGCGGUACGUGCUGUCCGACAACGACAGUAGUGGUGGCCGCUUCCAGUGUCAUACAUUCGACCUGGGCGACACGCACCGGGCGCUGCUGGCCAACCGGGACGGGCUGAGCACCGACGAGGCACAGGAGCGUGCGUCACACAUUGGCGAGAACUUUAUCCGCGUUGCCAUCCCGUCGUUCGCAGUAGCCCUGCUGCAAGAGUUCUUCAGCUUUUUCUACUUGUACCAGAUGAUGUGCAUGUGGGUGUGGUUCUACUUCAACUACUACAAGAUGGCGCUUGUCCAGUUCAGCGUGAUCAUUGUUUCAGCAUUUAUCAAGGUUGCGAUACGGCUGCACAGCGAGCACAAGGUCAAGUCGCUGGCUGAGCACAAGAGCGAGUGCUGCGCCAAGCGCAACGGCAAAUGGGUACAGCUCAACACAGCAGAUCUCGUGCCCGGCGACGUGGUUGCUGUCGAGGCCGGCAUGGAAAUCAUGUGCGAUGGCUGCGUACUGCAGGGCGAGGUCGUCGUCGAUGAGAGCUCGCUGACUGGCGAGGCCAUGCCUGUGCGCAAGCUGCCGCUGAAGAACGACGAUAUGGCGUAUGACGCGCAGCAAGGCGUGAGCAAGGCUUACUCGGUCAUUGCGGGUACGCGCGUGCUGCAAUGCACGGGCAGCAUGCCCGAACCCGAGACGCAGAUUCUGGUCACGCAGACGCGCACAGCCACGGAUAAGGGCAAGCUGAUCCAGCGCAUCUUGUUCCCGGCGCGCUACUCGUUCGUGUUUGACGAGCAGCUGCGCGUGGCGCUGCUGAUUCUGCUGGGCUACGGCGGCGUUGGCUUUGCGCUGUCGAUCUGGCUGAUGGGCCACGAUGCGACGUCUUGGUUCUAUGGCGUGUUUGUCAUUUCGCAGAUUAUGUCGCCGCUGCUGCCCGCUGCGCUGGUCGUCGGCCAGUCUGUCGCUGCCGGCCGGCUGGGCAGCCAGAACAUAUACUGUGUCGACCUGCCUCGCAUUAUGCUGGCGGGCAAAGUGCAGGUAUUCUGCUUUGACAAAACUGGCACCCUGUCACGGCCGACGAUGGACUACUUUGCUGUGCAAGGCGUCGACAUCACCAGCGCAAAGUUCGUCGCUGAGGAGACCGACAUGUCGCGGCUGCCCAGCAUCAUGCACGUUGGUUUUGCAGCGUGCCAUGCAGUCACCAUGGUCGGCGACCAGCUUAUCGGCAACCCUGUCGAUGUCGAGCAGUUCCGUGCGACGGACUGGGAGAUCCAGCAGGGCGAGCGCGAUAGCAGCGCGUACCUCGACACGCUGAUCUCGCCGUUCCUCGAGAACAUCCACGAGGGCAGCGACAAACUCGGCCGGCAGACCAUCCAUGUAAUCAAGCGGUUCGAGUUUGUGCAUGCCCGGCAGUCCAUGUCUGUCGCGGUUCUGGACCAGGCGACAGGCCACGUGCACGUCUAUGUCAAGGGCUCCUUCGAGCGGGUCAAGCGCAUCGCCAAUGCGGCGACCAUGCCCUCCGACUACGACGCAGUCGCAGCGCAGUGGGCACGCGAGGGCUGCUACGUGCUGGCGCUGGCGCACAAGGAUCUCGGACCAGUGGCGGACCUGGGCGAUGUGACGCGGCUAUCGCGCGAAAGCCUGGAGAGUGGCUGCGACCUGGUUUCGCUCCUGCUGUUCCGCAACAAGCUCAAGGAAGACACGCCAUCGGCCAUCAUGGCGCUCAAGGCGGGUGCCACGCGCACUGUGAUGAUCACCGGCGACACUGCGCUGACUGGCGUGUACAUUGCGCGCGAGUGCGGCAUGGUUAGCCCGGCGGCGCACGUGAUCCUGGGUGAUAUGGAGCGCAGCGGCUCCGACAUGCAGCUUGUGUGGCGCGACACGGCCGACGACGUCGUUGUGGACAACGUUGACAAGCUGCUGUAUGACGAGCGCCGCACGCCGAUGAUUGAGCUGGCUGUGACAGCUGCUGCCUUUGACUAUCUGAUGGCGACGAAUGCCAUCCGGAAAUACCUCUUGGACAUCCGGAUUUUUGCGCGCAUGACGCCCCAGGGCAAGGUCGACUGCGUGCAGCUGCACAUGGAGCGUGCGAUCACGGCGAUGUGCGGCGAUGGCGGCAACGACUGUGGUGCGUUGAGGGCCGCCCAUGUGGGCAUCGCGCUGUCUGACUCCGAGGCGUCGAUCGUGUCGCCGUUCUCGACAAGCAACCGGUCGAUCCACUCGUGUGUCACGCUCCUGCGCGAGGGCCGUGCGGGGCUGGCCACGUCGGUUGCAGGCUACAAGUUCCUAAUCAACUAUGCCACUACGAUGAGCAUGCUUGAGAUUGUGCAGUUCUAUUUCUCGGUCAUUGUGCCGCAGAAUGUCUGGAUCAUGGUUGACUCGUUUAUCACUGUCGGCUUGUGCAUUGCGCUGACGCAGGCGCAGACUGCUCGGACGCUGGCUCCCACCCGCCCGACCGCGCGCCUGAUCGGGGCUCGGACGCUGGCAUCGAUUUGGGGUCAGACCGUGCUCAACUACUCUUUCUUAUAUGGAAUCAUGGGUCUUUUGUUCCGCCAAUCGUGGUUCCGCUGCCGUGAGUUUGACAGCCGCGAUAUUGACACCAGCCUGUGGUGGCUUCUGGGCGACAACUAUGAGGCGGCAAUCAUCUCCAUCGUCUGCAUGUUCCAGUUUGUCAACGGCGCUGCUGUCUACAAUUUCGGACAUUACUUCCGGCGCGGAUGGGCAACCAACUACGUUCUGGUUGUUCUGUAUUGCGGGUUCAUGGCGGCCAUAUCGAUUAUAACGCUGGCCGAUCCCAACCGAUUCAGUUGCCUGUUCCGCAUCAACUGUGGUAACCCAGACACUCUGGUCGACCUUGGAUACUCGCGCCCGUCGUGGGGCAUUUCGGACUACAACAAUCCUACGGGCCAUAAUGUCAUCCCGCAGAAAUUCCGCUGGACCCUGUGGGCUCUGUGUGUGACAAACAUUGUUCUGUGCUUGCUGUGGGAGAAGCUUGUCGUUGUGGGCCCUGUGGGCCGCCUGGCUAAACGCUGGUGGGUGAAGCACAGAGGCGAUGACAAGCUCAAGGUCAAACUUUGA
Molecule: messenger RNA, 4248 nt
Organism: Kickxella alabastrina
Lineage: Eukaryota; Fungi; Kickxellomycota; Kickxellomycetes; Kickxellales; Kickxellaceae
Exons: 3
Cellular component (GO): membrane
Molecular function (GO): ATP hydrolysis activity; ATP binding; P-type transmembrane transporter activity
Source: RefSeq, a predicted model, not a curated record